AUGGAGAAAAAAAUGACGGCAACAACGAUGACGACGACAUACAGAAAGAUUUUCAAUACAAAAAUAAAAAAAAAAGAAACAACUUUGCUGACAAAUUACUACAACAACGACGAUGAUGACAGGGGUGACGAUGGUGACUACAACAACGACGAAGAUGGUAACAGUCACGAUGGUGAUAACGGUAACGACGAAGAUGACAGUAACACCGACGACGAAGAUGACAGUAACACCGACGACGAAGAUGACAGUAACGCCAAUGAUGAAGACGGGUGUAAUGACGACGAUGAAAAUGAUGACAACAUCGAUGGCAAUAACGACGACUGUAAUAACAGCAAUGACGGAGAUGAAAGCGAUGAUAACAAUGGAGAUGAUGGCAAACACGACAAUGGUGAUUGUAACAACAAAGACGACAGCAACAAAGAAGACAAAAAUGACGGUGGCGACGACAGCGAUAAUAGCAACGUAAACGACAGAGACGGUGACGACAACAACGAUGAUUACAAUAGUGAUAGCAAUGAUUACAACAAUGAUGACAAUGACGACGAUGAUGAAAGUGACAAUGGUGAUGACUACGACAGUGACGACGACAACGACAGUAAAUAA
Hibiscus syriacus is the source of this 603-nucleotide messenger RNA. RefSeq lists its product as uncharacterized. NCBI's taxonomy places the organism in Eukaryota, Viridiplantae, Streptophyta, Magnoliopsida, Malvales, Malvaceae. The coding region runs from base 1 to 603 and encodes 200 amino acids. The record is from RefSeq and is a predicted model, not a curated record. The transcript has 3 exons.